AUGCCAAGGCAGAGGAGCCGUCGAGGAGGAGGAGGAGGAGGAGGAGGAGGGCAGGCCCACUCCCGCACCGCCAGAGCUGAGCUGACCUUCUCCGUGAGCCAGGUGGAGCGCCGUCUGCGGGAGGGCCGCUAUGCCCAGCGCCUGAGUUGGUCUGCGUCCAUGUUCCUGGCCGCCACCCUCGAGUGCCUGACAGCCAAGGUGCUGGAGCUGGCGGGCAACGAGGCCCGCCACAGCGCCAGGAGGCGCAUCACCCCAGAGCUCCUGGACAUGGCCGUCCACAACAAUGCGCUGCUCAGUGGUCUCUUCGAGACUACCACCAUCUCCCAGGUCGCCCAGCCCCGGCGCUAGCUGCUGCUGCUGGCUCGGGGGCCCUCGCCCAAGCACCGGCCCACCUGUCCACCAGGCCCCAGGCCCCCUCGCUCUCGGCCAGCCUCGCCCGGCCUGGCUUGUGCCUUCAGCCAGCCCUUUCAUUAAAGCGUUUCA
This is a messenger RNA of Marmota monax (woodchuck), 483 nucleotides long. RefSeq names its product histone H2A-Bbd type 2/3-like. The record is from RefSeq and is a predicted model, not a curated record. NCBI's taxonomy places the organism in Eukaryota, Metazoa, Chordata, Mammalia, Rodentia, Sciuridae. Gene Ontology annotation, cellular component: nucleosome. Gene Ontology annotation, molecular function: structural constituent of chromatin; DNA binding; protein heterodimerization activity. The transcript is spliced from 2 exons. The coding region runs from base 1 to 348 and encodes 115 amino acids.